UAACCAACUCGAUCAAUCAUUUUGUAAAGUGAUACAUUCGUUUAUAAAGCUUUUACUUUUGAUAUAAUUUACAAUGGAGAAAUCGGAUAAUCAACGAAAUAUUGAUGGUUGUUUGUUAACUCUUCCCGAAGGACUGAAGGAAUUGAUGUCUGACAUUACUAGAGAAGUGCUAAGAGCACAGCCGCAAAACGUCUACGGAUUCAUAGCGACCUACCUAUCAGCUUUGCUUGACGUACGAAAGAACAUAUCCAUUGCUAGCCAAGUAUGCGACGACAUCAGCAACUGCACUUGUCACCCAGAAUUGGACGAAGAAUUAAGAAAUAUUGGUCUCAUAGACGAAGACGUAGAUGCUGCAAUGAAAGUUGUUAAAAAGUUUUUCGAGACUGGAGGUAAAGAAACAACACUUUUCAAUCAAUUAAUAAGGAAGACCAGUAUAGAGGAGUACCAACUGAAACAUGUACAAGGAGCAGUUCAAAGAGCGUUUCAAAAGCACCGCUUGAAUCAGUGUGGGUUCUACAAGGCACAAGAGGAGACCUCCGAACACAAAUGUGUAGACAACGUAUCAUCUAUAUCGCUAGCCGGUUCAUUCGUAACUUUACCAAGAAAUACCCCUUAUUCAGCAUUUACUGAUACUCUAUCAGACAUAUCAGAAAGAACCUAUGAUACUCACACAUCUCAAUAUCAAGAGUCAAAGGAAAAUGAACCUUAUAGCAUAAGUACGGUGGACAAAUCUAAAGUAUUGGACAGAGAUAAUGUAAUUAGGUUCAAAACUGAAAUUGUCAAAUAUAUCAAUGAUGAUGAACUGGAUAUAGAAGAAUUGAUAGAUGCAGGAACGACUGAAGUUGAAUCGGACGCUUUGUCUGUUAAAACUGAUUCUCAUUUGGAUUCUACAAGCAGUGAAGAAUAGAAUAUUGCUAUUGAAAUACAAACUUAGAUGUAUACUAUACUUAUCUAUACUAAUAUUAUACAGUUUGUUUGCUUGAACGCGCUAAUCUCAGGAACUAUUGGUCCGAUUUGAAAAAUUAUUUCUGUGCUAGAUAACCCAUUUAUCGAGGAAGGAAUAUGCUGUAUUAUAUCAUCACGGGUAAAACCAUGGGGCACGGCUAGUUUACUAUUAAAACACAAACCUACAGGUAGAGUUAGUAACUUGAUAUUUUGUUCGUAUUUUGUGCAAUUUUGGAUGACAGU
Colias croceus (clouded yellow) is the source of this 1188-nucleotide messenger RNA. RefSeq lists its product as uncharacterized. The transcript is spliced from 5 exons. The coding region runs from base 74 to 907 and encodes 277 amino acids. The record is from RefSeq and is a predicted model, not a curated record. NCBI's taxonomy places the organism in Eukaryota, Metazoa, Arthropoda, Insecta, Lepidoptera, Pieridae.